This is a messenger RNA of Homarus americanus (American lobster), 998 nucleotides long. RefSeq names its product holocytochrome c-type synthase-like (gene Cchl). The record is from RefSeq and is a predicted model, not a curated record. NCBI's taxonomy places the organism in Eukaryota, Metazoa, Arthropoda, Malacostraca, Decapoda, Nephropidae. Gene Ontology annotation, molecular function: holocytochrome-c synthase activity. Gene Ontology annotation, cellular component: mitochondrion. Gene Ontology annotation, biological process: cytochrome c-heme linkage.
CAGACUUUCCCAUCGGAGUGCCCCAUGAGUGCAGGGGAGGAGAAGGGUCCGGCACACCAGGCUGGGUUACACUGUAGUAAGGACCUGGCGGGCAAGUUGGUGGAGAUCAACCCACUCAACAUGGAGGCCUUCCCUAACCAGCAGCCUGCACCAGACCAACCAUUUAAACUGCCUACUGAGAGACAGGUUUCGUCAAUUCCUAAAGCUGACUCGGAGGAAGAGAACUGGGUGUAUCCGUCCCCACAAAUGUUCUGGAACGCCAUGCUGAGGAAGGGUUGGCGGUGGAAGGACGACGACCUCUCCCAGCGCGAUAUGGACAACAUCAUCCGCAUCCAUAACGUCAACAAUGAAUUAGCUUGGCAGGAGGUGCUGAAGUGGGAAUCCCUCCACAAGAAGGAGUGUGGCAACCCCAGACUGAAGAAAUUUGGUGGGAAGGCGACGGAGUUCUCUCCUCGGGCCCGCAUGAGGAGCUGGAUGGGGUAUGAGCUGCCAUUUGACCGACACGACUGGAUUGUUGAUCGUUGCGGCAAGGAAGUCCGUUACAUUAUUGACUACUAUGAUGGAGGAGCGGUGGACCCCAAUGACUACAAAUUUGCCAUCCUGGACGUGCGGCCGGCAAUGGACUCCCUUGAGAACGUAUGGGACAGGAUGGUGGUGACCUGGUGGCGCUGGACCAGGAGCUCUGACUAACCAACUCCUUCCUUAUUGUAACACCAACAAUAAUUCAAAUCUUUAGUCACUUUUAGAUGUAGGUAUUGUAAUUAUUUUACUUCAUUAUUGGAGUUUUUUUUAGGGCAGUUUAAGAAUUUUUCAUCAAUUAACAAAAGACUGCCAGAACUAAGUGUUGAGAAGAGGACAAUGAGCAGCAACUUGGUGAUGCUUCAACACCAUGACAAGUACACAGAAAACACCAACAAUAAUUGAUGCCACAUAUACUGAUGAGCAGAGCAACCCAACCCAACCCAACCCAACCCCAGCCAACCCCAGCCAACCCCAGC